AUGCUUCUUCAGUCAAUUCCUGGCCUUGAAGAGUGUCUCAUGAGUAGCUCAGAGGAAGAAGUUGCUAUUGUGUCUAGUCUGAUACAGAAGGGUGCUGUGAGUGCGAGAUCUGACGACACGAAGAGCCUGAAGAGGGCCAUCUUGGAUUGGAUCACUCCUAAGGGCCAAUCAUUGAAUCCACCCCUGUCUCGUAAUGUGAAGGUGGAUCAAGAUCCAUGGAAUGGUCUAUUUUGUAGUGCUCUUCUUAUCACAACAUACAAACAUAUCUUCACAUCUCCCAGUUCUGUUGACAAGGAGCCCAAAGCUACCCGUGCUGAAAAUGCACGUAUCCAUGGGAUGACCAAGGUUACAGGUGCCUCUAUUGCAUAUGUUGCCACUCAGGUUCAAUUUGCUCUGUCUUCCUCACCUGUGUUCUCAAGAACGGACAUGGCUACUGACUCGGAGUGCUUUUACAUGUCGAUUCUCAAUUUAUUUGAGGAUCUCGACGAGCAAGUUGAAGUAUCUGAAUUGAUUACUUGGUAG
This is a messenger RNA of Sparassis crispa, 522 nucleotides long. RefSeq lists its product as hypothetical. NCBI's taxonomy places the organism in Eukaryota, Fungi, Basidiomycota, Agaricomycetes, Polyporales, Sparassidaceae. The transcript has 5 exons. The coding region runs from base 1 to 522 and encodes 173 amino acids. The record is from RefSeq and is a predicted model, not a curated record.